AUGAAUUGGGCACAGCCCCACACAAUACGGAAGUAAAUCGGCUCCAAAGCAAGCUAACUGAUCUCUUGUCGCCUCGUCUGCUUUUAUAAAUAGACGGCAAAGCAAGAGGGCUAUUCAUGAUUCAGUUAAAAAAAAUAAGAAAACAGGUCCCGGGUAACAUCUUUGCAACUGCUGGCAGUGCCUGCGUUCUAGAAUGGCCUUGGAAAAUCGAUCAUGCUUCUUCGCUUGACAGAGAAGAUAAAAUAUUCUUAGCUUGCUCAAGUCAAGUUGUAAGCAAAUCCGAACUGAACUCUUCCAAUGUUUGCACAGCCAACUUCCUAUCUCUGGGAUGGGGAGGAAAGAAGACGUCUUGUCUCAAUCAUAUCCAACUGCAGGAGGUGCAGCUAAACAAGGACAUUUCGCUCAUCUUAAUCCCCGUUGAGCUACUGCACAAGCAAAGACGGCUUUCAUGGUUAAGGAAGAAUGAAUUCUUGUCGGAUCGACCUCAGCCUUGUAGCAAAUCGAGGCCUGACAAUAAUUGCAAGCUUUACUGUCACGUAGUUCGUGAGAUUGGGCCGGGAGACACAUUUGAUCUUCAGUGUUAUUUGCUUAAGGUGGAUGAAAAUGGUUCUUACUACCUUCAAGUUCACGGCAAUAAAGCUGAAUUGAAAAGUUUAAAAGACUUUGAUCGCUAUGAAUACCCAGUAGGGUCGGUUAUCCUGAACGACACAAGCGAAGUUGUGGGAUUUUUGGCCUUUGGGGAAAAGGAUGAGAUUCUUCCUCUGUUCAUUCUCCCAGAAGAUCAGCAAGGUAAGUUGAUGGUCACUGUUAUCUUCAUUUCGGGGCCGUUUAACCUACCUUUAUUACCAGAUGACAUAAAUCUUCGACGACCGCCUCACUUAAUUGUAACAACGUUGACAAAAUUAUGCACGAGGGUGAACAGAGAGCAUAACAGUCACGUUGCGAAUUUUGCGGGAAAGUUUUUUGUUAAUAGGUUUUUACUUUUGCAGGUAAUGAGCACGUGCCUCAUGACAAGCUCACGGUGGAUCUACCUAAAGAUGUUGAUUCUACUGAAGUCACCGACGGAGGUACUGAAAAUGGGGAAAGGUUGGAGUUAGCUCAGAAAGAAGCCCAGAAAACUGCCAUUAAGAGCCAGGAGGACGACAUGUCAUCUGACAACAAUUUAAACACAAUUUGUGCCAUGGAAAAUGUUGCAAACAAUAGUCCCUCAGACUCCUCGAAUUCUAGUGAAGACAGCAAUAUAUUAGCUGAAGUUGAAGAAGAAGAAGAAGAAGAAGAAUACUUUAUUUAUCCACGGUUGUCUCAUCAGGCAUAUCUAUAAUAAUUAAUUAAAAUUUAAAAUUUAAAAUUACAAACAAUUUUAUAUAUUACUACUUUACUUAUUUACAAAUAUAAAAUAUAAAACCCUGCUUUCCACGAGAGCCGUGCAUUACUAAUCUAAAAACUAUAACUAAUUGUAGUAAAAUGACCCGACUACCGCAGCCCGGCUUUGAAGCUUUCUAGUGUUUUUGCUUGCCGUAACCCAGCUGGCAGACUAUUCCAAAGCACCGCACCAGUAUAGCUAAAGCUAUUUUUCAAGUAGUUUGUGCGGGGCUUUGGAAUAUUUAGUUUGCCCUCGGCGUCUCUCAGGGAGUAUACGGUGUCACGGUAUAUAAACAUGGAUCGCAUAUAUUCAGGAGCGAGUCCAUUUAAAGAUUUGUAAACCAUGACAGCCUUAUGAAAGCUUCUUUGUGACUCUAGUUUUUGCCAGCCAAGAAUUUCAAUAAGGGGAUCGGCACUAGCGUCAUAGCCAGAAAAGGUUAAAACCCUAGCUGCUCUGUUUUGAAGCUUUUGUAGCUUGACUGCCAGGGUGUUGCAACAGCUAUCCCAAACUUCACAGCAAUAGUUGAAAUGGGGCUGAACUAAACUAAACUAGCUGAACUAGCUGAAAGUUACAGAUCAACAGAACUUUGAAACUUGUCUACAAGACCAAGACAAAGAUCUCCUAACAAACACAGAAAUUCCGAGUGAUAUCAUGCGUCUUAUGAUUGAGAACCUAAGUAAGUUCUAGUAUUUGGCUAAAAUUGGUUGGCUCUAAACUUAUUCAGUUAUAUAUCAGCUAAAAAUGUUGUUCAUUGAAAGAUUAAAAUCAGUAUCAAUGAAUGCAUACAGAAGGUACUUGAGUUACGCCACGGGCUGAUGUUAAAGUGUCAUUCUUUUCUUUUGAGCAACAACAAGCCUUGACUAUUACUGACCUCAGCUAAUUUACCUCUCUAGCUUUAACUAAAGUAAAGACCAACUGCUUUACAAUCAGUCAGAGAGAUGAAGAGAAUAUAAUAACACCAAAUGCUUUUUUAAGGAUAUAUUUACAACCCGUUCCUUUCUCUUCUAUGAGAAAUCAAAUAGCAAGUAAUUAUAUGAAUUAUCAUACUUUGAAUUUUUUUUCAAAAUUGUUACAGAGUAUUAACAGUAUUUCAUUCUAUCUUUCAUAUCAAAUGUCCUGUGCAUAUGAACAUUAAUGGAUUUUUAACUUUGUAAAUAUGCAUGUCAAAACGUGCACAACACUUAUUAUUAUGAUUCUUAUGAUAAUCAUUAUUAUUAUUAUUAUUAUUAUUAUUAUUAUUAUUAUUAUUAUUAUUAUUAUUAUUAUUACUAUUACUAUUAUUAUGAAACAUAAAAAAUUUCUAAUUCCCAGUACUUAUAUGCUUGACAAAUUAUGUUAUGACAUGAAGUACAAAAUAAUGUCUAUACCAAGUCUGUACUUCACUUUUUGGAAAUCCUUGCACAAAAUAUCAUAGUUUACACAUGCCAUGCAAAUUAACUCAUCCUUUUUUUACCAGGACUUUCAGAUAGUAGACAAAGAAGCGGACCAAUAGAAAUGUCUUUUCCAUCACUAAACAGUGGUGGUCCAGGAAUACAAAUUGGUGGUGCUAAUAAUGAAGAAGAAUUUUGUCCAAUUUUACCUCCACCGCGUGGAAAUGAAAGACCUUCAUUACAAGGACCCAGGGAUUCUGCAGAAACAAACCCUGACACAGAUGACGCACGUGAGGCCAAUAAGCGGCCAGUUCAGAGAAGUCAGAGUGAACAAAAUGCAGAGAGUUUAUCACAGGCAAAGAAAAGUCUCUUCAAGGUUCACAGUGUAGUUGAAUAUCGUUCAUCAUCAGGUAAUUAUUCAAAAAAAUUUAGUUUGCCUGGUAACUUAAUCAACAUUAAAAAAAUACACCUUAAUUAACUAUUAAGCUAAAAAAUAUUAUCUUAAAAUAUGUCAAGUAUAAACAUACUUAAACUGUUCUAUGCAAAAUUAUGUAUUAUAUCAAAGGCAUAAAUUAAAGGAAGUGGUCAAAAUUAGUGUAGUUGAUGACCGCAUGAUGACCCACCUUGACUAGGGCUGGUAGGGCUGUGCACAAUCUCAACUGAUUCUUCAAAGUGCUUCACAAAUCAGUCUGCAAGAAUUCAAAAAUAGAAAAGAAAUAAAAGCAAAAGUAUUCUUACCACAAGGGACUACAUAAAGGUAUUAAAGUGCAUUUAAAAAGUUGUUUUUCUUGUAAAGAAAAACACCUUGAGAAGUAUAAAAGUAAUACUGGCAAGUGGCAACUGCAUGUAACUGUGGGGAUUUGUGUAGUACUGUGCAAUGCAUGAUAAGGUCAUAAUAUACUACCCAGUUAAUGACAUAUUAAUAAUUUUAGUGAAGGGCUAAUGUUUUCACGUAAAUAACUAACCUUUCUAUAGGCGAAUCUUCACUGAUGUCAUUAAUUUUAUUGUCUACAUUUUUUGCUCAUUAGCAUAUGAGUUAACCCAUCAUAAACAGAAGGCAUCACUGUAUGCACAAAUUAAAUUCAAGAGUUGAUAGAGAUGGUUAACUUAAGCAAUUUGUGCAAUUUUCAGUUCUAACAGCAAUAACACAGGAAAUAGCAGCCACGGAAAACUAAAAAUGGUUGGGACUGGCAAAAACGUUAAUAAGGGUGGGCAUAAAUUCUAUGCAGAGUUUCAAGUUUUUUUGAAAAAAUAAUUUCUCCAAAAGUUUUUGUUAUUAAUCGGGGCUCAAAUUUUCACAGAUACAGUCAAACAGCCCCUUUAUAGACACCCACUAAUUAAAAUUAUUAUAAUACGGUCACUUCAUUACUAAGGACAGGUGGUUUUGUCCCUAUGGAAAGACAGCCCCUAUGUUGCCUGUAAAUUCAACCCACUUAAUACAGACACUCUCUAUGGCCCCUUCAGUGUCCAUAUCAAUGGUGUUUGACUGAAACUGUGGGUUGUUAUGCUCUUUUAUUAUACAUCAGACUCACUAUGAAAAAUCUGAUUGGUCGAGAGCAUUCAAUCAAUUCACAAUAGCUUGUGAACUUGACAUGAUUUAUAAAUGCAAUAUCUGCUGCAGAUAUUGCAUUUAUCAUGUCAAGUUCAGAAACAGAAUGGCUGAACGCUUUGCUUCUGUUUCUGAGGAUGAAUUAUGUCGAUUAAUAAGGAUUUUUCUAUUUUAAUGUAUACUUUAUUCAGACAAAGGUUUUAUUAUUGUAUUUUAAAAUUUUUAAAUGAUCUUGGUUAAGCUUAUCAGUGUCACUUUCACCUUAGUUUUGAAAUAAAGCCAUUUCUCAACAGAUGAAUGUCUUCUUUUGCCUAUUGUUCAAAAAAUGUAUAAUACGUGACACUACCUCGUGUCUGUAUUAUCUGCCUCAGCCUUCGGCUUCGGCAGAUAACACAGACCUCGGUUUUGAUAAUUCAUGAUAUCAUGCUCAACCUCAUCCAAUAAUUGUUUAUUGAUAUUCAGACAGUUUAUUUUAAUAGCUUGAUCAGAGAAUGAAAAGCAUAUGCUAAUGAGGCAAACACUGUAAACAAUGAUUUGCUUCUAGCUGACCACAAACUCUCAUGCUCUGCUAAAAUGCUCACAAUAUAUAAAUAACCAAAGCUUAAAAGAUAUAUGACCUGUCUUACCUCAUUUUGGGCUACUAUUAAGUGACCAUGACUAGAAAUAUAUAUUUACUACUGUAUCAUUUCAGGACCACUAGUUGAAAGUGUUAUACUGGGCAAUGUGUACGUAAUGGAUAUACUUAAAAGACGUUUGGACACAAGUUAUUACAAGAAUGUUCAAAAUUGGCAACACUUGGCCCACCGUCAGAACGUCCCAACAGAUAUGAUCAUGAAGCUGACAGGCCAGUCUCCAGCAAGCCGAUCUGAGUCACUGUUUGAGUUGCUAGAAACAAGAAAUCCUGAUCUCACCAUUGGAACUCUGAAGUUUCACCUCAAUUGUCUAAAAAAUAUGGGAAAUGUUGCAAAAUGCAUAAGUGAUCUUGAAGGUAUCUAAAAUGCAGUGCCAGCUUUAAAGUAAAAAACAAAAUAGGAAGAUAUUAUGCUAGGUCAUCUCACUAAGUCCUGGUUCAAGCUUACCCCUAUUCAAACCCCUCAGCUCUACUACAUGCACAUACCCCGUAGCCAACUGAGCAAGAAGACACCUGCAUGACUGAAAAUUAUUAGCAAAGUAUAAGCCAUGCACUCUUAGCAGUGCUGGAUCUAGACCUUGAGAUAAGAGGGGGGGGGACGGUCAUCCAGACCCUUAGAUAAGGGGGGGCGGUCUCCAAAAAAAAUUUUAUCGGCCCUUCGGGCUUCAGUUUGGUCUGAAAAUAAGGGGGAGCCCGGGCCCCUUCCCUGGAUCCGCCACUGCUUAGGACCUUUCUCUGUCAUCAAUCCAGUUAGGGGGUGGGGGAGGGGUGAUUUUGGGAGGAUGUUGCUCAGUAAUUCUCACUCAUAAAAUACAUACCACUUUCCACCAUUUUUUUUCCCUGAAAUCUAAUACGUAGCUUAGCUUUCUUUUUCCAAAGAAAGGCAAGGGGAUUUAGUAGUGUACGUACUGCUGUACUUGUACCUAAAAAAACCUCACCCAUUUACAGCAAAAUAGUCAGAUCUUACAUUAACCUUAAGCUCCCUUCUAAAACAAGAUUUACUACAUGGUUAUUUAUUUAGCCAUGACCAAGUUUAUGCUAAUUGUUUCAAGGGAAAAUUCAGUGAUCUACUUGUUAUGCCAGACUUAUGGUCCUUACACAAGUCAAGUCCAUUCAAUUAUUAAAUCUCUUGGUGUAACAAAAAAAGAUAGGCAAAACCCACAUAGCCACAAUGUGGUAAAAAAUGCUGCAGUUAUUGUAGCUAUUUUAAAAUAAAUUAGACUCUGUAUACAUUCUGCAGCUGGAAAACCACUCAUAAUACUUCCACACUUAACAAAGGCGAAACAUUGUCAAAUUUCCAUCUCGCCAAAUAGAUUUCACCCCUAGAACCUUACUUUGAGAGGCCAAAGACUUGUUACUGCCAACAACAAAGCUUGCAAUAUCCAAUCUUUCCGUCUCAAGCCCGGGAUCAGUCUUUUACCUGUGUAGCCCGAGAUGAGACGAAAUACCAGAAGAUAUUGGAUGCAGCAGACUUUGCCAGACGUGAGAAUUGUUCCUUCAUAAGGUUUAAUGAUGCCUUCCGGAAAACUUUGCUCAAGCCAGCCCCAAAAAAACUCUAAGACAACCCACUAUGAGAGCCAAGUUCAGUCUAAUGACCGCGCUGAUUUCAAACUUACAUACAGAGAAAAUUGUGGGAAGUUAUGAAAAACUAUUUUGUUUUUUUGGGGGGGCGGGAGGAACGGUUGAUUGGUUACAGUCAAACCAGGUCAAGCGUUCCCGUCGCUAACAAACUAAUGAAUUCAUUAAUGGAAAAAUGAUUUCGUUUGCUGAUUCAAUAAUCCAUUCAUAAAAUGAAUAAUCCAACAGUCAAAUUGUACCUCGAUGCAAUAAUCAAAUGUUGAUUUGGUUUAUGAACAAAAUCUACCUGUUCUUUAUUCUUUUCUGUUGUGUUCAAUCGUAUUUGCUUCCCUCUUCCUGCCGUUUACGAUUGCGUUUUUCAUUGCCUUUAAUCAAAAUAACAGCUAGAAUAGACAGACCGCAAAGGCAAAGAAACUGACAAAGGCCGAGGAUCGAAAUCCACCAAUCACCGCACAUACACUGACCUCAGUUUGACCGUCGUGUUUUCUAAGAGGUCAGGCCCAGGUCUGUUGCACUGAUUACUGGCAGCAAACUGGCGUAACAGUUUGUUUGGGUUUGAACUUCAGAACUCGCCAGCACUCGAUUCUCAGAAAAAAAAAGAGGAAAAAACAAAAUUCUGAGGUCAACUUGUGGAAAGUGUAAUUUUUCAAAAAACAGUAAUCGAAUCAACAUUCGAUUAUGGAAUCGAGGCUAAAUAUGACUGUUGGAUUGUUCAUUUUAUGAAUGGAUUAUUGAAUCAACAAACGAAAUCAUUUUUCCGUGAAUGAAUUCAUUAGUUCGUUAGCGACGGGAACGCUUGAUCUGGUUUGACUGUAAUAACCAGUGAGAAACUCAUCAAAAUCUAUCUACUCAGCCUAUUCAGUAAAUAUUUGGUACAAAUUAAAUAAAUAAGGAGUAGUUGCAAAAAAAAAAAAAAACACGCACACACACACACACUCCACUACAAGACCCAGUCAGAAGGUAUAUAAGAGAGAUUUCUAUAGCCAUGUUUUUGCAAACCCAGUCAGAUAUAUAAAAACUCAGUUUAUGAAGCUCAACUGUUUUAUAUAUCUGUAAAAGUAAUGGUCUUUCACCUAAGUAUUUGUCUUCUGUAUAAUGCACUGCACUACUAUUACCUCAUAACUACAUACAACUCUGAGAACAAGCUAGCUCUUUCCUUGCCAUGCAUGUAUCAACUACUAUAAAUAAAAUAGUUUACAUCAGCUGUGUGCAGUUCUCUGGAAUGGUCUGUCUACUGCUAUCAGGCAAGCAAAAUCGCUGGAAAACGUCUGACAACAGAAAAAAAAAAUCAUUAUGGUGAAUAUUGUAUAUUUGUAAAAUUGCUAAUUUUUUUUUUUCCAAUAACAAUAAAUAUUAGGAUUUGAAGUUUUAACUCUUAGGCUGAUGUUUUACUAUGGAUUAAUAAUAAAGAUGAUGAUAAUAAUGCACUCAUCAAAAAAUAGUUCAAAAACUACGUUACAACCUUAAUUGGGGUGAAACAACCCCCUUAACCUUCCUUAUCAAAAUCAUAAAUCUGAUAGCUGCCAUAGGGUGGCAUAAGAGGGAAAAUUAUUUUAUAACAUAUUUUUUCUUGUUGCUUUCUUUAGAUCACAAGAAAAUUGAUGAGGCACUGCAAAAAGCAAUGCUUCCAGGGAAGUUUUUCAUCCUCCUGGAUCACAAACAAGAUGAACAUUGGAAAAAUUUAGGCCUCAGUCUUGGCAUUGAUCAUAAAGACCUUACAGGGAUAAUGACUAGCUGUGCAGCUCAACACAAAAAUCCUGCCCAAGAACUGAUACACUAUCUAUGUGCAAAAGACCCAAAUAUGCCCAUCACUGAGUUCAAGAAGUUCUUUGACUGUACUGAUACUGGUAUAUAUAGGAUGGACAUAAUAAAGAAACCGGACAGCCAACCAGGUAUUUAUACCAUUCAUAUGUGUCAUAAGGUCAUAAAAACAGCGACCUUGUCCCAGGUGAGGGGGCAACCUAUGAAUCUUUUGUGUAGGCGUGCACUGCAAAGAUCGUGGAACCCUAACUAUACCAGACACUGGGUAAAGGCAGUCAUGCUGCCAGCACUGAAUUCUGGCUUUACGUAUGGUGUGGUCUCAUUCACUCAGAAACCCUUCCAGUCCUUCCAGCUAAUCCAGCAAGGCCAACCACAUGCUGGUAAAGUCAGACCACUCUUAUUCUUUAUGAACAGUGGGUGGGUUCUUCAAUGUCCCACAGAAUAGGUUUUUUGAACAUGGCCUGUAGUUCAGCAGCCUUUUCUGAGUAGAGUAGAACAUCUGAACAUUUGCAGAUGUCAUAACAAGGCAGCACUUUCUCUGAAGUUGUUUAAAGAACCUGGUGUUGGUCAGGCAGCCAUUUUACAUGAUGGCCUCCCACAUAGCAGACCACUGCUUAUCCAGUUGAGCUCACUAGGUAGCAUGAAGAUGCAGGUGUUGCAUGUUUAGGUAGUGUAGUUACUAAAACAAGGAAUGACCUACAGUGUACAAUGACCUACAAUGACCUACAAUAAGCUACAGUGACCUACAAUAUGACUAAAUUAAUGUGGGGACCUUAAAAUAAGGUGACAGCCCCUGCAAUGAGCAAAAAUGAAGGUAAGAUAAAGACAGAAAAAGAUCAGGAGGACAAGUUUGUCAAGUAGCGGUAUUAGAUGUGUGUUUUUAACGUUAUGGUUAGCCCUGGGACUCAUCUUGUGAAAAAUCAUGAGUCCAAGUCCAGAACCAAUGAGGAUCAGUUCAUAAAAAAGGAGUCCUAAGUUGAAAAUGCUUGGGCCUAAAGUUAUGUAACUAUAAGACAGUUAAUCUGCAUGGAAAACAAACUCCAAAACUCUUUUUACAGUUUACUGAAAUAAAAACAUAGUCCUUCUAUAUAUUUAAAGCACAAAAAAAGACUAAAAUAAAUAAGCAUCUUUAAAAAACAGUCACAGAAAUCACACAAACAAGAUAUUCCACCAAAAAAUCUUCAAAUUGAUUGAUCAUUCUCUGCAUCCUACAAGACGCAUGUCGUGAAUUAACUUUUGUCCUUGGGGAUUUUUAUGCAUCAGGGAUGCAGGACGCAGAGGUAACAAAAUCACUGCACUUUUUGUCUACUGCAUGACAGCCCAAAUGGUGACAGCAACUCUGAGAUUACUGCGCUUGUGGAUAAAAUUAAUUUAAUAAUAAAUUAAAUGAUGAUGUUAAAACUAAUCUGAAAAUUUCCUCAGUAACAUGGUUUUGAGCACUGAGAAUAGAAUUUGCACUGCAAAGAUAAUGCAUAUUAAGUAAUAAGUUAUACGCUCCUUCUUUCUCCAUGAAGUGUAAUAAUAUUGCCACUCGACCCUAACCGUGUAUAACUCCUUUAGUGUUGUUGAUCAAGUUAGUGAAGAGAUUUAGGCUCUAACAAUAUAUGUUAGCCGUAGAGUCUUCAUAAGAACUGUCUUAAAUAGCAAGACCGGUUUUGGAAAUCUAAGAUGGUUUCCUUCGUCAGUUGCUUUAACAGUUAGUAGCUCAUGGGGCUGCGAGCAAAAUAAAGUGACUUUGUGGCUGGAGAAGGUCCCUUUUUAAAGGCAAAGAAGGGACACAUUGUUAGAGAAAGUAACCAAUUAGAAGUGUAGUGUUUUGAUCUGUUACGCCUGAAUUUGCCUGUUCUUUUGUUAGCGGUAAGCAACAGACGCUAACUGAAUGCAUGCAAAUCUAUUAUACAGGGUAAUGUUACAUAUAAACGUUAUUACAAUAAUAAAUUAUUUUGAAAAACCUGCCAUUUCGUAAGUUACCUGAGAUCGGGUCCUAUUUUUGUUUAGCCUUAUUCGCAGACAUAGUUUAACCUCAGUUAGUAACGUCUGCAAAGUAGACUCUACAAAUUACUGGAAAUGAGUUUCAAAUUUCCUUUCAAUCUAAUUGGCAAAUCUACAAUGGCUUUUUUAACAGGCCAAUUGUGGCACUUACUCAAAUCCUGGUACACAGGUGGAGGCCUAAAACAAGGAUUUCAGUGCUGUUUCACAGAUGGACUUAACCAGAGUUUAGAUUCAUCUGUGACGCAGGCUUAUUUGAAGAGGGGUUGGCAAGUUUCGUCUAAACUUAUGAGCCCAGUGUCAUGUCCAAGCGUGAUGUUUGUGUUGCGUUUAGGGAAACAAUCUGGCCCUGCAUGACACGCAUCAUUAAUGUUAAGUUAAUAAUAAUAAUAAUAAUAAUAAUAAUAAUAAUAAUAAAGGAUAAACGAUCAUUGUCUGUAAUUUUUGCAGCUCUUGGUAGGAAAUCGUAGUUGUAGCUUAUUGUAGCUUAUUGUAGCUCACUGUCGGUCAUUGCAGCUAAUUGUAGAUCAUUGUAGGUCAUUGCAGUGUAGCUCAUUCCGAUCCUUGUUUGGCAUUUUAAGAAUCAAGACUCAUCCUGUCAGCUAUUGUUGAAAACAGCAUUACUUCUGAAACUGAAUGAGGACAGAAAAAGUAAAACAAAAGAAGAAGAAUUGGACAUUUCAAUCCUUAACCGCUCCCCGAGGGUGGAAUAUUGACUCAAGAACUUCCAACAAACCCAUCAUGUCUAACUGCAGAUUUUAGACUAGACUAUUUGUAUGCGCAUAUGAAGAUAUUUUACUUACUUUAAUUUACUUGAUUGAUCUAUUGUUUGUUUGUUGAUUUACAUUCGGAAAUAAGUUACUACAGCUCUUGCGCGCGAACUGCAUAUUCUAAAUCCGAGUUAAAAUAAAGUUUCGAACAUUUUACAAAACGGUUAACUUCCAAAAGCCAGGAAAUGCGAACCAAAGUCAGCAUAGACCUGUUGAAGUUAAAAUGCAGGGUUACAAGUUACAAAAUCCGUUGUGUAGGUCUUACUUGUGCAUCCGCCAAGGUCACAUAUUCCCCCAAAAUGACGGUCAAGGGCCACAAUGCCUGAGGCAACCGACAGAACCGCCAACACAACCGCAAGUAAACCGAGAAGAGCGCUAAAAAGGGGCAACUACUUCAUGGCUGAAUGCCAUAUAGACGACAAGCCCCCAGGGUCCUCUGGCAUGGAGAAAUCCAUCCUCGGAGACCCAGGGGCAGAUAGUGGGGGCGAGGAAAGUCUAAACAGGCGGGAAAAUAUGGCACAAAAGAAAAGUAAAGAACGGCCAGAAGAGCUCUUCUCGCCGUUCUUUACUUUUCUUCGUGCCUUAUUUUUCCGCACGUUUAGACUUUCCCUCGCCCCCACUAUCUGCCCCUGGGUCUCCGAGGAUGGCAGAGAUCUGCACAGGCGAUAUUAGCAGGCGUCGAUAGGGUAGGGCAUCGGAAGGAAGAGAAACGGAAGGGGAUUUCCCUAUCACGCUUUUCUCUCCUUCCCCUCAGUCCAGUCUUCCCCUGUUUGAAGAGAAUGUGCUCAGUAACUGGUUGCCCUGACUUCCUGGAUAAGGACGAAAAUAUGUAAGCCGCUGCCUCACAGCACCUUCACUGAUCUACCGCAGGAGCCCAUCAAAGAACCCACACUGCUGUUCGACAAGAGUAGGAGAAAUGAUGGUUUGAUACAUGCAGAUAGUGCAGGGAACGGCGCAAAGUCAGUAAAGUGAGCAGGAACAAACUGAGACUUUCUUUUCCCCUUUUUCCCCUCCGCUCUCCCUUUCGUUUUACCCUACGACUGUCUGCACGCUUGAAAAAGGCAAUGGGCGGUGUACGUGGAGAAUUAAGGGUUCUCGGUCAGUUAAAACUCAAGUACUGUUUGAUCUCUUAUCACCGUGUUCAUGGCACCGUGGUAAAUUAUCAAAGAAACCAUAAUAUUUCAUGGCGCAAGACCGUACAAGGAACCCUUAUAUGGCAAGAUGAAUCAAACUUUGCGCUCUGGGAGCAGGCAACUACCUAGAUGCACCGCUCCUGCUAGCCUCCCACGCAGGCAUUUUUAUUAGUGCUCGUUUUUCAUUCCUCCCAAAAACCAUUCCCGACCCCAGUGCUUACAAUUUUUGGGAAUGCGUGUGUAAGCUCUCUGCUCUCUCUUCUCUACAUGCGCUGAAGAGCUCUGGGUCGAGAUUGCCCAAAAACAGGGGCCAUGGGCUCCUGCUGAUGGGCUCCUGCCAAAAACGAAAAACGAGCUGCCCUAAAAACGCCUGCGUGGGAGGCUACGCUCCUGCCAGCAAUAAAUUCAGUUCUGUUUAUAAAUAGCCAUAUAACCAAAUCCUUCACUGACCAAACUUGUACAUUCAAGAUGGCUGGAUACUUUCCUUUCUUGCUUUUUUAUAGACCUCAAAUUGUUAGCCAAACUCUAGCCAUCUUGUUCGAACAAGAGUAGUCAGCGUUUAAUAUCUGUUGCCUUCAGUCCCCCCUUCAGUAUUCUUUCGCAAAUAUGCGUUAUUGUAGCUAACCGGUUCCGUUUUUCUACUUCUAACAGGUCUGAAAACAUUGACAGAUCUGCAACAUAAUUUGGAGUUAAUGCGAGAGGUGACAUGUAUGCUGAAUAACGCGGAUAAUUCACAAAAGCAAAACUAUUUAGAUCUCGCAAGUAAAUGUGGUAUUUCCCCUGAGGUGUACAGAAGUAUACAGCCACCCUGUUCCGAGAGCCCAACUAAACAGGUCUUGGAAGACAUUGUUGGACGGAAGCCAUCGUACACUGUUCAAGAGCUGUUCACUGAUUUGCAGGCAAUGGACCGCUCAGAUGUUGUAGAAGCUAUUUACCGUCAUUUUGUGGAAGCUGAAGAGACCUGA
Messenger RNA from Porites lobata, 13109 nucleotides. The record is from the annotation of a GenBank genome assembly. NCBI's taxonomy places the organism in Eukaryota, Metazoa, Cnidaria, Anthozoa, Scleractinia, Poritidae.